This is a messenger RNA of Homo sapiens (human), 9109 nucleotides long. RefSeq names its product solute carrier family 2 member 10 (gene SLC2A10). Gene Ontology annotation, cellular component: membrane; perinuclear region of cytoplasm; endomembrane system. The record is from RefSeq and is a predicted model, not a curated record. The transcript has 5 exons. Gene Ontology annotation, biological process: proton transmembrane transport; circulatory system development; animal organ development. Bases 4962 to 6596 code for a protein of 544 amino acids. Gene Ontology annotation, molecular function: transmembrane transporter activity. NCBI's taxonomy places the organism in Eukaryota, Metazoa, Chordata, Mammalia, Primates, Hominidae.
GUCCGGCGGCAGCGGCGUUGGGGACUCCGGCGGGGGAUGCGCGCCCGGCCCCUCAGCGCCCCCAGCACGCCGCCGAGUCCCGCUCGCCAUGGGUAAGUCCCGAUCGGGCGCUGCCUGCUGGAAGCCCGACCCCUUCCCAGGGUGUAGACACCGCCCCCACGCUCCCCUAAGAGUGCGCGCCCCCUGGCUCCCCCAGGGCCGCCCCGGCCGGAUACCGCCUCUCGGGUGGCCAGCCCGAGACUGCAGGCCUGCGGCGGGGGCUGGGACGGGGCUCGGUCGCGCUUCCUUCCAUCUUCCUUUCUGCCCCGGAAAAGUGGCCCCUCACUUGCUGCAGCGCCCACUCGGGCCCAGGCACUCUCCCGGGCGCCCUGAUCCGACAGCCCCAGGCAAGUGCAGCUGUUCCUGGUCUGCAGAUGAAGAAAUGGAGGCUCCGAAAGAAGCAAAGCAGUUCAUCGAUUCGCUGAGCGCGGUUGUGCCCCAGGCGCUGUUGUGGGCCUGGGGACGCUGUCGCGAACGAAACUGCGAACAAAACAGACGAACCCCCUCCUCUGGACGUGAUUCUGCAGAGAGGGGACAGAGAAGGAGAUUCUAACACAGCAUUGGGGUGGGACGCGUGGGGAAUGGCUUUGUUGCCACUCGGGACUAGGGCUCUAUUUUUCUCUCUGCAUUCAGAAGCCUCGAAGGAUCAGUCGUUGAUUCUUGAGUGAGCACCUACUACGUGCCAGACAUUGAUAUAGGGGUUAGAGCUUCAGCAAUGAACAAAAUAGACAAUAAACCUCUCUCUCAUGGAGGUGGCAUUCUGAUUGAGCAGCUGGGUAAACACGUUUAUGAAUAACUUCAGAGAGAGAUAAGGUGUUGUGGAACCCAUAAAAUGGGGUGGCGUGAAGGCCAAGGGCGUGGGUUCCUUGGGUAGGUGGUCAGGGUGGGUUUUCUGGAGUAGGACGUUUUGGAGCUGAGAACUUCCUCAGAAGCGGGUCUUGCUGAGAUCUGGAGAAAGAGCUUCCAGGUGGCAGCAACAGUGCAAAGGCCCUCAGGCAGGAAUGAGUUUGUGUGGCCCAGGCCAGGAUGGCCAGAGCACAGCGGGCAGGGCACUGAGGUCAAAGGGAUGGCAGAGAGGUGUGCAGGGCUUUGUAAGCCGUGGUGAGAAGUUCAGAUUUUAUUGCAAAUGCCACGGCAAGCUGGAGAAGGGUUUUAAGCUGGAGCGGGGCCGUGACCUGAAUUAUCUUUUCUUUUUUUUUUCUUUUUUUUGAGAUGAUCACUCUGUCGCCAGGCUGGAGUGCAGUGGCGUGAUCCCGCUCACUGCAACCUCCAGCUCCCUGGUUCAAGCAAUUCUCCUGCCUCAGCCUCCCAAGUAGCUGGGAUUACAGGCAUACACCACCACGCCCAGCUAAUUUUUGUAUUUUUAGUAGAGAGUGGGUUUCACCAUGUUGGCCAGGAUGUCUUGAUCUCCUGACCUCGUGAUCCGGCUGCCUCGGCUUGGGAUUACAGGCGUGAGCCUCCGCGCCCGGCCCUGAAUUAACUUCUCAAAGUUUGCUCUGAGUCGUUCUGUGGAGAAUCACAGUCGCUAACACUGGCUAUGAUGUAGGUAAGCAUAGAAGGUAGGCAUUAAUAUCCCAUUUGUAGAUGGGGAAGCCCAGAGAGGUGAGGUGAGUUCCCCAAGGUCACACAGCUAUGGAGAGGAGAAGCUGGGAAGGAGCCCCAGCAUUCUGACUCCAGUCUGCAUUCCUAACCACUGCACCACGUGGCCUGUCAUGGUGGAUUAAUGGUAAAACUGGUGACCAGUUCCGGCUCUGACAGGAGAGUCCAUCCUCUUAACCCCCACAGCACAGUGCCCCAGAGCCUGAGAAAAAAAUGAGGCCCAGAGAGGUCAAGGUCUUCUUAAGGACACUCAGCUUAGCCCUAGCCCCUUGUUCCUGCACCUCCUAUUCCUGCUAAAUCAACCCAACAGCCAUUUGCUGAGUGCCUUCUAUGGGCAGAGCGAGGGCUGGGUGUUAGUGCUGGGGGAGGCAUAAGUCAUGGCUGCGGGUCUCUGUCCUCCCCAGAAUUCUUACACAGCAGGGACCAGGGAUUGGGCUCUCUUUAUAGCCUCUGGGGGCAGAACUGGGUUCUAGACCCAAUUCCUCUCACUUUGUUCCACCAUUCCACUUUGACCUGGGAGAGUCUGCCAACUUCUCUGGUCACUAUCAAAUACCCUUAUCACAGGGUAGCCAUGAGAAUGAUGUGAAAAAAUGAAUUACAGUGCUCGGCUCAUCACCUAUAUCUGGUAAAUGGUGAGUGAAUGUGAGUUUUUAUUUUAUAUUGCACCCAAUAUUGGGAUUCUGGAGUCAGACUGCCCGAGUUCAAGUUCCUGCUAUGUGACUUACAAACUGUGCCACCUUGGGGAAAUGUCUUCACCUCUCAGUGUGGUGGUUAUUUCUGUAAAAUGGGAAUGACAAUAGUGAUUGUCAUAGGAUUGUCUAGGGAUUAAGCCAGCUGGUACAGAUACUGCCCCUUAGGAGAGUGGCUGGCUAUAGUGGGUACUCCAAGUAUCAGCUGUGGCUGCAAUUGCUGGGACAUUUGGAAGCCGGCCAUCUGCAAGAGGAUAUUCAUACAGUUCAAUUUCACAUCUGGCUUCUCCCUGGAGCUUCAGGGAAAGCCACAGCAGGUCUCUGGUGCAGGAGGGACCCAGUGCUCUGUGACCUCUGGUUGAGACACUACUCUAGUGUCACCAACGGGAGGCCUAGGACUUGCAGCUGGAGAUACUUGCAUCCCAAACCAGGGUUCUCCCCCCUCCCCCUGCCCCCUGACCCUGUCCCGGGGAAGCUGUGCCCUCCACAGCGAGGGGCUUAGAGGAUUAAGGGAUUUCCUCCAGUGUGGGACAUCUUCACUACAGCCUAUGUUAGGCAGGUUAUUAAUAGAAAGGAUGCACACUUGCUAAACUUAGGUCAAGCCGUCUUAAUGUGUUCUCCUUAAUUUUCUUUCUUUUCUUUUUUUCUCUUUCUUUCUUUCUGUCUUCUUUCUUUCUUUUUUUUUUUUUUUUUUUUUUGACAAAGUCUGGCUCUGUCAUCUAGGCUAGAGUGCAGUGGUACAGUCUCGGCUCACUGCAACCUCUGCCUCCCAGGCUCAAGCCAUCCUCCCACCUCAGCCUCCCAAGUAGCUGGAAUUACAGGUGCACACCACUAUUCCUGGCUCAUUUUUGUAUUUUUUGGUAGAGAUGGGGUUUCACCGUGUUACCCAGGCUGAUCUUGAACUCAUGAACUCAAGUGAUCCACUUGCCUUAGCCUCCCAAAGUAUUGGGAUUAUAGGCAUGAGCCACCGAGCCCAGCCUAAGACAUCUUAAUUUGAGGACGAGGCUUUGCUCUGCUUCCUGUCCAUGGCCACUUCCAGGCCCUGGACCUUUCAGAUGUUCAUGAGCCAAGAUCCUUUCUUUCUGGAUUUCCUACAUCCCCACAGUUCAUUUGGUUUUUCAUUCAUUCACUCAAUCAUUCAUUUGUUUAACAAAUAUUAUUGAUUGAGUGCUGAGUAACUGUCCUUGGCCUCAGGGAGACAGCUGAGAAGAAACAAACCACUCCUGUUCCCUUGAGGCUGACUUUCAGGUCAGGGAGACCAAUAAAUAUGUAAAAUAUGUAGUUAUUUUGGAAGAUGAGAAGUGCCACGCAGAAAAAACAAGUGGAGAAGGGAAUACAAAGUGCUAGAUGCUACAGGGAGGUUGAAUUUUAGGUAGAAGGCCAGGGACAGCCUCACCGAGAAGGGGAUGUUUCAGCAAAGAUCAGAAGGGAGGAAGGAAGGAACUGUUGGCAUGGAGGGACAGGACUUCCCAGGCAGAGAGGCUGGCAGGUACCAAGCUUUGAGUUGGGACGUGCUUGGAGUGAGAGUAGCAGCAAGGAACCAGUGUGACUGGAGCCCAGUGAGAGGGGGCAGAUCCUGCAGAGUCUUGAAGGCCACGGUGAGGACGUUGGCUUUUCUUAGACUGAAAUAGGAGCCUUGGAGGGCUCCUAGUGGAAGAGUGACGAGGCCUGACUUAGGUUUUCCCAGAAUCCUUCUGGCUGCUGUGUAGAAUUAGUUUAGGUUCAGAGGUAUCUGACACAGCCCUAGAAAUGUCAUGAGGUGAAAUAGCCCUGGUCCUCUACCCAGUCAUUUGUUCAUUCAGCAGAAACUUCACUGGGUUCCUCUUGGGUGUCAGGGCAGGGCUGGGGCCCCGGAGGCUCAGGACGAGUCAGUCUCUAUCCCUGCCCUCCUUAGUUGAAUAUGGAAGACUCAUAAAGGAACUUGCAGUGUGAAGGAAAAAGAGUACAGUGGAGAGUUGAGGAAGAUGCAUGGGAAUUGGUCAGGAACUCCCUCAAACUUUUCCACUGAAAGGCACUAAGCAAACAUCACUGUCUGCUGAUAGGAAGGGUACUUGGGUACUGAGAUUAAAAAAAAAAUGACAGGCCAACCUUCAGAAAAUCCAGAAAUUGGCAAUGAGUAUUUAUGGGUCACUGAAGUCUAUGGCUUCAGGUGCAGUUGGAUCUAGGGGCUCAUACAGUGUUGUCAGGAAUCCUUCAUUGGGGAAGAUGGCCCCCAGUGGCUCCAGGCAAGUAAAACACCAGCUUGGCACCCCUGGUGAGCAAACACACCCGGUCCGACUCUCACUGGCCCAGGUUCACCCACGUGGUAUUCACCUCUGCCUAGGGCCCAGGAAUUUGCUGAUUGAUUGGAUCUGGAUCAUGGACACCACCCUGGGGCUGGGCACUGAGGGUGGAGGUGGGGGCAGUCAUCUCCACCCAAACCAGGAGACUGUGAGACAAGGAAAAGGGGCGGCUCCCUGCAACGGAAGAUGAGGAGCGGAUGCCAAAUAACAGAUGUGUAUACCUGGAGGCUCCUUGGGGAGGUGGCACAGGACCUGGGACUGAAGAGGGAGAGUAGAGGAACAAGGGGACCCUUUCCUUGGGGAACAAGGACAGUGCACGUAGGAGGCCCAGCACGUGCAGUGGUGGAGCGGCAUGAAAGCAUACAGCCACUCCCCACCUGUCCUGCCUUUGUGUGCCUCUGUGUCUUUGCUGGGUGGCCUGACCUUUGGUUAUGAACUGGCAGUCAUAUCAGGUGCCCUGCUGCCACUGCAGCUUGACUUUGGGCUAAGCUGCUUGGAGCAGGAGUUCCUGGUGGGCAGCCUGCUCCUGGGGGCUCUCCUCGCCUCCCUGGUUGGUGGCUUCCUCAUUGACUGCUAUGGCAGGAAGCAAGCCAUCCUCGGGAGCAACUUGGUGCUGCUGGCAGGCAGCCUGACCCUGGGCCUGGCUGGUUCCCUGGCCUGGCUGGUCCUGGGCCGCGCUGUGGUUGGCUUCGCCAUUUCCCUCUCCUCCAUGGCUUGCUGUAUCUACGUGUCAGAGCUGGUGGGGCCACGGCAGCGGGGAGUGCUGGUGUCCCUCUAUGAGGCAGGCAUCACCGUGGGCAUCCUGCUCUCCUAUGCCCUCAACUAUGCACUGGCUGGUACCCCCUGGGGAUGGAGGCACAUGUUCGGCUGGGCCACUGCACCUGCUGUCCUGCAAUCCCUCAGCCUCCUCUUCCUCCCUGCUGGUACAGAUGAGACUGCAACACACAAGGACCUCAUCCCACUCCAGGGAGGUGAGGCCCCCAAGCUGGGCCCGGGGAGGCCACGGUACUCCUUUCUGGACCUCUUCAGGGCACGCGAUAACAUGCGAGGCCGGACCACAGUGGGCCUGGGGCUGGUGCUCUUCCAGCAACUAACAGGGCAGCCCAACGUGCUGUGCUAUGCCUCCACCAUCUUCAGCUCCGUUGGUUUCCAUGGGGGAUCCUCAGCCGUGCUGGCCUCUGUGGGGCUUGGCGCAGUGAAGGUGGCAGCUACCCUGACCGCCAUGGGGCUGGUGGACCGUGCAGGCCGCAGGGCUCUGUUGCUAGCUGGCUGUGCCCUCAUGGCCCUGUCCGUCAGUGGCAUAGGCCUCGUCAGCUUUGCCGUGCCCAUGGACUCAGGCCCAAGCUGUCUGGCUGUGCCCAAUGCCACCGGGCAGACAGGCCUCCCUGGAGACUCUGGCCUGCUGCAGGACUCCUCUCUACCUCCCAUUCCAAGGACCAAUGAGGACCAAAGGGAGCCAAUCUUGUCCACUGCUAAGAAAACCAAGCCCCAUCCCAGAUCUGGAGACCCCUCAGCCCCUCCUCGGCUGGCCCUGAGCUCUGCCCUCCCUGGGCCCCCUCUGCCCGCUCGGGGGCAUGCACUGCUGCGCUGGACCGCACUGCUGUGCCUGAUGGUCUUUGUCAGUGCCUUCUCCUUUGGGUUUGGGCCAGUGACCUGGCUUGUCCUCAGCGAGAUCUACCCUGUGGAGAUACGAGGAAGAGCCUUCGCCUUCUGCAACAGCUUCAACUGGGCGGCCAACCUCUUCAUCAGCCUCUCCUUCCUCGAUCUCAUUGGCACCAUCGGCUUGUCCUGGACCUUCCUGCUCUACGGACUGACCGCUGUCCUCGGCCUGGGCUUCAUCUAUUUAUUUGUUCCUGAAACAAAAGGCCAGUCGUUGGCAGAGAUAGACCAGCAGUUCCAGAAGAGACGGUUCACCCUGAGCUUUGGCCACAGGCAGAACUCCACUGGCAUCCCGUACAGCCGCAUCGAGAUCUCUGCGGCCUCCUGAGGAAUCCGUCUGCCUGGAAAUUCUGGAACUGUGGCUUUGGCAGACCAUCUCCAGCAUCCUGCUUCCUAGGCCCCAGAGCACAAGUUCCAGCUGGUCUUUUGGGAGUGGCCCCUGCCCCCAAAGGUGGUCUGCUUUUGCUGGGGUAAAAAGGAUGAAAGUCUGAGAAUGCCCAACUCUUCAUUUUGAGUCUCAGGCCCUGAAGGUUCCUGAGGAUCUAGCUUCAUGCCUCAGUUUCCCCAUUGACUUGCACAUCUCUGCAGUAUUUAUAAGAAGAAUAUUCUAUGAAGUCUUUGUUGCACCAUGGACUUUUCUCAAAGAAUCUCAAGGGUACCAAUCCUGGCAGGAAGUCUCUCCCGAUAUCACCCCUAAAUCCAAAUGAGGAUAUCAUCUUUUCUAAUCUCUUUUUUCAACUGGCUGGGACAUUUUCGGAAGGGGGAAGUCUCUUUUUUUACUCUUAUCAUUUUUUUUUUUUGAGGUGGAGUCUCAUUCUGUUGCCCAGGCUGGCCUGAUCUUGGCUCACUGCAACCUCCACCUCCUGAGUUCAAGCGAUUCUUGUGCCUCAGCCUCCUAAGCAGCUGGGACUACAGGCGCAUGCAACCAUACCCAGCUAAUUUAUUUUUAGCAGAGAUGGGGUUUCACUGUGUUGGCCAGGCUGGUCGUGAACUCCUGAGCUCAAGUGAUCCACCCACCUCAGCCUCCCAGAGUGCUAGGAUUACAGGCCUUUUGACUCUUUUAUCUGAGUUUUAUUGACCCCUCUAAUUCUCUUACCCAGAAUAUUUAUCCUUCACCAGCAACUCUGACUCUUUGACGGGAGGCCUCAGUUCUAGUCCUUGGUCUGCUGGUGUCAUUGCUGUAGGAAUGACCACGGGCCUCAGUUUCCCCAUUUGUAUAAUGGGAAGCCUGUACCAGGUCAUUCUUAAGAUUUCUCCUGACUCCAGUGAGCUGGAAUUCUAAAUGCUGGUCUAGGAGCUGUCUCCAGGAUGGUGCAGGAUGGCUUUGCGGAAAGGAGAUGGGUUUGGAGGCCAACAAACCUGCUUGUCAAUAUUGCCUUUGCCUCUUGGCAGCCCUUGAACUUGAGUAAAUAACAACUCCCUGAACCUCAGUUUCCUCAUCUGCAGAAUGGGGAUAAUUAUGUCCCAGGGGUAUAUUUAGACCCUGUUUCCUUUCAGGAGGGUCCCCAGCUGGUCCAGGGCCUGGGAAAUUUCUACUUAUCCUCAUUACCCAGGUCCCUCCUUUGGACCCUGUAAAGGGUCAGGGUGAAUCAGAUGGGGGACUGAGCAAGUAGCUAUGACUGCAGAUCAUGUAAGGAAGGGACUGACAAGAAGCUCCCAGAUGCUGGGGAGAAUGAAGAGCUAAAAUAGAUCCUAGGUGCUGGAUGCUUUGUCAUCCAUGCGUGCACAUAUGGGUGCUGGCAGAGCCCCCAAGGACUCUGGCCUCUCGAGUUCUCCUAUCUUCUCCAUUCUAGAUGCUUCCCUUGUAUCCAGUGAUGUGCUGGAGCUGGCUUUGCCAAGCUUGUGAGAGCUGGUUGCUACAUUUUCAGGAUUUUUACAAGUUGGUAAACACAGCCAUUAUAAAAAAUUAAAUGAUUUAAAUUUAUAAUUAAGUAAAUUACAUUAAAACAAAAAAAUUAUACUCAAAAUUCAUUACUUAAUUUUACUACCUGUUACUAUUAUCUGUGCUUUUGAGGCUAUUUCUACAUAGUAACUCUUAUGGAGACCUAGGGGAGACACCGCGCAUCUCUUCCUGAUUCCCCACUCAAUGACAUCAUGUUAGUCUUUGGUUGCUUAACUGGCUGUGGGGAGUGUUUUUGUAUCACAAAGAUUAGAGAGGACUACACAUCAGGGCUUGAUUUAUUGUUUGUUGAUUUUCUAGACUUCAGAACAUGCUGGAUAAAAUGUCAGUAAUGCAAAUUAAACUUUAAAGUAUGUCUUGUUUGUAGCCAAUACAUGGUGUAUAGCACCAAAAAAUGGAGGGAUUAUUCUUCCAGUAGUUGAACACUGUCAUCCGUUUCAGCUGACAGCUGCUCAAAUCAUUUAAGAAGGAGUUCUGACAUUCAUUUUCAUUGUUUUACUUUUGUCUUCCUCACUAGUGUAAACAAAAAUUUCAACCAGCAUUCAUGCCGAACCUAUACCCAUUCUUCAGUGCCUAGCUGUACAGUUAUCAGGGAUUUUUAUUUGUAGUCUAAUUUUGUCAAAUCAUGGCCAAAUCGCAGUGAUAGUUGACUUUGGAUACAAGGUUUGGCAAAAAAAAAAAUAUUAACAAAAUAUUCUGUAAGAAUCAAUUGUCUAUAUGGAAUUUAGGAUAAAGAAUAUUUACAAUAAAGAAUAUUUACAAUAAAGAGUUUAUUAUUAUUUGUAAGUUGUGUGCAACAAACAUACCCUUUAUCUCUGUAAAAUUUAUACACACAAAAAUUAACAAAAGAUUCUGUAAGAAUUAAUUGGCUAUAUGGAAUUUAGGAUAGAAUAUUUACAAUAAAGAGUAUUUACAAUAAAGAGUUUGUUAUUAUUUGUAAA